This is a messenger RNA of Hyaloscypha bicolor E, 1603 nucleotides long. RefSeq names its product carbon-nitrogen hydrolase. Gene Ontology annotation, biological process: protein catabolic process. Lineage: Eukaryota; Fungi; Ascomycota; Leotiomycetes; Helotiales; Hyaloscyphaceae. The transcript has 7 exons. Gene Ontology annotation, molecular function: protein-N-terminal asparagine amidohydrolase activity; protein-N-terminal glutamine amidohydrolase activity. The record is from RefSeq and is a predicted model, not a curated record. The coding region runs from base 76 to 1479 and encodes 467 amino acids.
CUAUCAUUUAAUCGGUGUCUUAGGUAUUAACGUGUCACUCGCUAGCCCUACUCCCAGCCUCGUCCGUUCGCAGCAAUGAGAAUCGCGUGUCUACAGUUUGCUCCUCAAGUGGGCGAUAUAAGCAACAAUCUUGACCGCGCAGAUGCCGUGCUGAGGAAGGCGGAUCCUAAGGAUAUAGAUCUUCUCGUUCUACCUGAACUGGCAUUUUCAGGAUACAACUUUAGAACGUUACAGCACAUUAGUCCAUUCCUUGAACCUACUGCAGCUGGAAUUUCCUCGCUUUGGGCGAGGACAACGGCGCUGAAAUAUAACUGUGUGGUCAUAGUCGGCUAUCCAGAGAAGACUAAAAUUCCUUCAAAGUGGCCGCUGCCAUCAGACUACUACAGCUCUUCGAUCGUUAUUAACGCAGAUGGUGGAACUAUUGCAAAUUAUCGGAAAUGUUUUCUCUCUCACAGUGACGAGGCGUGGGCUCGCGAGGGUUCCGAUGGCUUCUUCGAUGGAGAGAUUGAGGGUUUAGGACAAGUCGCUAUAGGAAUGGGCAUGGAUAUGAACCCGUACCCAUUCGGAGCACCCUGGUCCUCUCGGGAAUUCGCCUAUCACAUCCUUCACAAGGAAGCGAACCUGGUGAUCAUUUCCAUGGCCUGGCUCACCAGAGAAUCGAAGAGUUCAUACUGUCAGACACCAGAGUCGCCAGACAUUGAAACACUAUCGUAUUGGCUCGCGAGACUUGAACCGGUUAUCAGAGCCGAAACUGAGGGUGAGAUCAUUGUAGUUCUUGCAAAUCGAACAGGAGCGGAAGAUGAAGCUGUGUAUGCAGGCACAAGUGCAGUUUUGGGUAUCCACGCUCGUGAAGUAAAGGUCUACGGGAUGCUAGGCAGAUGGGAGAAUGAACUACUCAUUGUCGACACGAGCAAGCGGCCGGUUGCAAAACUCGUCGCGCAAGAGACGGUGACUCCGAACGUGGUAACUGCCACUUCUGACACGAUAAAUGCUACUUCUGACCAAAUUACUCCGGCUUCUAACCAGGUGCCUGGGACAUCUGACAAGACGACUGUCUCAUCCGGCGUGUCGAGGACCUGGACUUCAAUCUUCACUGAAAACUCUGACUUGAGCGCAAGAACUCGAAACACAGCUCCUCCUUCUGAGCAAGACACUAAAUGGGGACAAAAUCCCUUACUUCAGUCUACUCCCCCAAUACCGCGGCAAUUAUCGCUUCCCUGCCAAACGGAAGGGGAAAUUGAAGAAGAUAUCAAGUCCAACGAGUCUGCCGACAGCUGCGGAGAGACCAUAUCGUCGUCCGGCCAAUCUUUGGCCGACCAAGAAAUCAAAGACACGGCCAAAAAUGUGAUAUUGGGAAUCCUUGCGCGAGAUGAAGUACUCAAUCCCUUAUUCGCAGAAGCAUUAGGAAAAUUCGAUACCGACAGAGUGGUGAAGAAUCUUGCUAGGUUCAUCAAGGGGCGUCAAGUUUCUCCGACAUAGAGCCAGACAGUUCGCAGCCCUUAUCUGCGAAGAAUUGGAUCCCUUGAAACUUGCCCAUGCCUUAGAGAGAUCUAAGAGCUGUUCUGCUGAAAAAAGGGCUCGCCUUGCCCACUGGGUAUCAGGU